AUGAAUGAUAACAAUUUUUUUGAAGACUUGUACGAAUUAAAUUUUGAGGAUUUUUUAAAAAAUUUCAUGAGCAUAUUAUUUUCCUCUAAAGAAUAUGCAAAUAAUAAUAAUGAUGAUAUAGAUAAAUCUGAUAUAUAUGAAAAUAAUAAUUAUAUAUUAAAAAACAAUGAUAAAAAAAAGAGCGCCUUAAGUUUUAUAGCAAAUAAUAUUAUCAAUAAUAUAGAAAAUAUAAAAUUAUAUAGAAGAAUAUAUUGGCCUUUACUAUUAGGUAUAUAUAAAGCAGAUAACUUGGAAGAUUUAAUUAAAGAUAUUAAGAAAAAAAGAGAUUUAUAUAUACAAGAUAAAGAAGAAUAUAUUAUUAAACCAAUUAACUUAAAUAUUCAAAAAUUAGAUCCACAAAUAUUCCAUCCAUUGUCAUCAGAUGAUAAAAACCCAUGGACAUUAAAACAAAAAUAUCAAGAAUUAAAAGAAGAAAUCAAACAAGAUAUUUUAAGAACAUAUUCUGAAAAAAAAAUUUUCCAAAAUGAAGAAAUUAGAGAAAUAUUAAAUAAUAUUUUAUUUAUAUGGGCAAAAAAAAAUCCAGACAUAUCUUAUAAACAAGGAAUGAAUGAAAUACUAGCCAUUUUUUUUAUUGUCAACUAUCGUGAACACCUUCAUAAUAAUAAUGAUUUUUAUGAAGACCAAAACAAACUCUUUUAUAAAGAAUUUUCUAACCUUUUUGACAAAGAAUAUAUCGAAGCAGAUACAUACAUCAUAUUUGAUCAUUUUAUGAAUAUGGGAUUAAAAUAUUUAUUUACAUCCAUGGAUGAAAAAAAAAACUCAACCAAUAAAAAUACAUGUAAAACAGUUCUUUUACAUAAAUGCACAUAUAUAUUUCAUAAGUUACUAAAAAAUUCGGAUAAAUUAUUAUACAAUCAUUUAAUAUCAUUAAGUAUUGAGCCACAAAUAUUUUUGCUAAGAUGGAUACGUCUCUUUUAUUGUAGAGAAUUUCCUAUUGACGAUACAGUUAUUUUAUGGGAUAAUAUUUUUGCAGAUUCGUAUCUUAAAAAUUGCGAUUCCAACUUCAAUAUCGAUUUUAAAGGAGAUAAUAUCGAGAUAGCUCAUAUGAUAUGCAGAAUCUUUCCUAUCGUGGAUUAUUUUGCUAUUUCCAUGAUACUAUUUAUUAGGUCCUUCUUAUUAGAGAGUGAUGAAAAUUAUUGCUUGAAGAGACUGUUUAAAUACCCUCCUGUAGAAAAUAUAAAAAUUUUAAUCGACUUGUCCUUCAAAAUCAAACACAGACAUGAGAAAAAAGAAAAACAUACAAAAAAAGAGGAACCUAAUAUAAUUCACAAUAAUAAUUUAAGUAAAAAAGAAGAUAUAUUUAAUUUAACGUUUAACAAUAAUAAUAGUAUAACUGGUGAAUUAAAUAUACAUAAUAUAAACAGUAACAUGAACAAUAACGUAAACAAUAACGUAAACAAUAACGUAAACAAUAACGUAAACAAUAACAUAAACAAUAGUCGUUAUAAUAAUAACAAUGAUAUGAAAAACGAAUAUAUGGACAAAAACAACCACCAUUCAAACGUCAAUAUUUUAUCUUAUAACAAGAUAAUACCAAAUAUACAUAAAAUUAAUAAUAUAGCUUAUAUAAAUAAAAAACUAUUAAAAGUUAUUCAUAAUUUAAACAAUUUAUAUACCUAUAAUAUGAUAAAUGAACAACAUUAUAAAACUGAAUUACAACAAAAUAUAUUUCAUUUGAAUGAAAUUUAUAAUGAACUAAAAAACAUACAACAAUCAUAUGAUGAUAGUGUAUCAGAAAAUAUACAAUUGGAUAAGACGAAUGAUUUACCCUCCAUAUAUUAG
Molecule: messenger RNA, 1842 nt
Organism: Plasmodium gaboni
Lineage: Eukaryota; Apicomplexa; Aconoidasida; Haemosporida; Plasmodiidae
Product: putative GTPase-activating protein
Exons: 2
Coding region: 1-1842 (613 amino acids)
Biological process (GO): activation of GTPase activity; intracellular protein transport
Molecular function (GO): GTPase activator activity
Source: RefSeq, a predicted model, not a curated record